Messenger RNA from Harpia harpyja (harpy eagle), 4453 nucleotides. RefSeq names its product nuclear respiratory factor 1 (gene NRF1). Gene Ontology annotation, cellular component: nucleus. Lineage: Eukaryota; Metazoa; Chordata; Aves; Accipitriformes; Accipitridae. Bases 2430 to 4283 code for a protein of 617 amino acids. Gene Ontology annotation, molecular function: DNA-binding transcription factor activity, RNA polymerase II-specific; RNA polymerase II cis-regulatory region sequence-specific DNA binding. The record is from RefSeq and is a predicted model, not a curated record. The transcript is spliced from 13 exons. Gene Ontology annotation, biological process: regulation of transcription by RNA polymerase II.
UGUGUUAGAAGGCAGGUUGCUGUGGCCUCCCUCUCUGAUCAGCGGAGGGAGGCUAGUACAUCCCGAGGAGCUCGGCCUCUAAGGUCUGAAUUGUUGGUUAACUGGACAAAGUUGAGCAGGGUGAAAUGCUUUGGAGAUUGGUUUUGGCUUUUUGGAAAGUUCAGUAACGCUUUGGAAAGAUGCACCUGGAUUUCUUUGUAUUAGUAAAUGAGAAACCAUGCCAAAGUGGCUAGGUCAGAUUUGGCUUCUCGGGAAGACCAAGGCUGCAGAAGGAAUGAAUUCAUUUUGCAAGUGAAUAUGUGGAGCUAACUCAUCCUAAACCCUAGGAUGUGGUGGUUGGGAAACCACCAUCUGUUGAGCAGUGGGUGGCUGUCUGACUGCCCACAGCCAUUUCAGGGAUAACACAAUGUUUGCAAAAGUCUUGGCUGGCUGGGCAAGUCUACAUGAGGUGAUAGAUUGCAACCACCCUCUGUGUGGCUGAAGUAUGGCAAGAACAGCAUGGUUUGGUUGUUGGAAUGUAUGCACGGUAAUGAGUGUUUUGACUUUGUAUUCAGUGGACUUCUUUGGCUCAUUCCAAGUCUCCUUUCAAUAUCUUGGUCCUGCUGCUACACCAGAGACUUCAUUGCAGCCCCUGUUCAACAACGUACGUGCCUCUGGCAUUUGAAUGGGAAGCUUUCUCUUAGUGCUGUCCAGGGAAUAUUUGCCCUGCGUUUGAGAUGCAGCUUUUGUUUCCUGUAAAAACAGAUGCGCUUAAGUAAAAUGUGGAAAAUGGGUCCUGUUUUGAGGACAGGACUCUCUAAAAUAAUUGGAUCCCUAUUUUUGGUAUCUUCAAGUUGGAACUGCCUUUGGAAGAGCUGUUAUAAAUGUCCAUACGUUCAGUUCACUAAGUUGCAGAAGACAUUUCGAGGCAUAUGGAAACAAGCCUUUAGAAACCAGCUGGUGGUGGAAAAAGAAAUAUAACAUCUGUCAUAUUUCAGCUCUUUGGUCAGUAGAUUUGAGGCAGAAAUAUAUGCAUCUAAAUACCAGUCACUCCCCACCCUACCUUUUCUUCCAUUUGUUGUCUGGACUAUGGCAACAGCUUCCUUGCUUCUGAACUUCUGCUGCUUAAAAUGCUGCUGCAAAAAAUACUUCUUCCUUCACAGCUUUGGUCAAGCCUUGUCCCUUUGUACUCUCUCCUGAAUUCAGAGCAAGACUCUGGUCCUCUCCUUUAACAUCCUUCUGCCUCCCACCUAAUCUUCUAUUCCUAUUUGCCCACAUGUUAGCGGCUUCAGCUGAGGUGUAUUCUGUUCUUCUCCAUUUCUUCCAUGGAGCAUCCCACCUUUGUAAUAGUCUCUCUUGCCAUGUGUCAAUUAGUUGCUCCUUUUUUGUGUAUGACUAUUGGUUAUUUUGGUCAAAAUAACCCUCUUGACAAAGUACUUUCUCCUGGUCUGGGUCCCAGUGUCUCAUCAGUCCUGCCAUGGUGUUCCAUGGUUUGGUCAUCAGAAUGUGGUUGUUAUGGUCAGUAGAAGCCUGGUGAUUAUUUUGCCAGGCUGAGGUUUUUGUCAUGGUGAUCGUUUGCAAAGUGUCAUGUAUUUAUGGCAUGAUAUGGAUGAUAGAAUCCAUUGAAAGCUUUUGAAGGACAAAGCUGUGUGUGGUGGCUUGUCUGAGUUCAUAGAGCAGUUACCCGGCCAUGUAUCUGAGACCACUCUACAGUCUCUGUCCGUGUUCCUGGCUCUCUCCUCCUGACAACAUGAACAGGUUUCCAUGAAGAAGGUGUCAAUCAAGAGCUUUAAAUUCAGUGGCCAUACUUAUGGAGUCAGAAUUUGCUGGGAAUAUUUUAUUAUUCCCUACAGCUGGUCAUCUCUUUCCUUCUGCUGUUUGCCCUGAGGGUUUUGGGGAAUCUGUUUUUGAGGGUUGAUGUCCUAAUUCUUCUAAUGUAGUUUGAAAAAUAUCUUAAGGAUGUGCUGUUCCUUUUCCACAAAUGGGUGGUAGGCACACACUGAAAAUUCUGCGUAUCUCCUGUCUUGUUCCUUCUGCACAGAUUUAUGUUCCUGGCGUGUGGUCCAGUACCCUGCUGACUACGUAAGCUGCUACUUUGCUCAGUGGUUUACCACUAGAUGCAUUAAAUAAAUAUGCUUUAUGUAAUAUUUGUGCUCGGGUUGUAAUGAUUUUGCCUGCUUCCGGACUCUAAACAAGUAAUGCAACAAAAGUGGUCUGUAGAACGCACCUUGCUGCCAGUAAACAUCUGUAUUGGCAUCCUUGUUUGUGUCCUGAGCUAUUGAAGUUGGAAGAGAGAGGUUGUGUAUCACCCUUGAACAUCUUCCCUGAAAGCUAGAUCUUGAAGUGGCAAAAAUAAGUUCCAGCUUUGAUCAGACCUCUUAGCAGGUAGUGUGUGCGGGGCACAUAAUCUCAGGGUUACAAGAUCCUUAAAGACCUUUCCUCUAGCAAAGAUGACUGCUUCUGGGUGCUAUGCCAUGUUGUUUGGAAGUAUGGCUUUUUCAAAACUGUUAAAGCUCCUCUUCUGGCUCCUGGUGCAGUCAUUAUUUCCCUCUCAUAGAAGACCACUGCCGCUGGGGGAGCUAUUGAUGGAAGAACACGGGGUGACCCAAACAGAGCACAUGGCCACCAUCGAGGCCCACGCAGUGGCCCAGCAGGUGCAGCAGGUCCAUGUGGCCACCUACACAGAGCACAGCAUGCUGAGUGCGGACGAAGACUCGCCGUCUUCACCGGAGGACACCUCCUACGAUGACUCUGACAUCCUCAACUCCACGGCUGCCGACGAGGUCACCGCCCACCUGGCUGCGGCAGGCCCUGUGGGGAUGGCAGCAGCUGCUGCCGUGGCAACGGGUAAAAAACGAAAGCGACCACACGUUUUUGAAUCCAACCCAUCAAUCCGCAAGAGGCAGCAGACACGUUUGCUACGGAAGCUCCGAGCCACGCUGGAUGAGUACACCACCAGAGUGGGGCAGCAGGCCAUCGUUCUGUGCAUCUCGCCCUCCAAACCCAAUCCUGUCUUUAAAGUAUUUGGUGCUGCACCCUUGGAGAACGUGGUACGCAAGUACAAGAGCAUGAUUCUGGAAGACCUGGAGUCCGCACUAGCGGAGCAUGCUCCUGCGCCUCAAGAGGUUAACUCGGAGUUGCCGCCCCUCACCAUUGAUGGCAUUCCCGUCUCAGUGGACAAAAUGACCCAGGCACAGCUGCGAGCUUUCAUCCCUGAGAUGCUGAAGUAUUCCACAGGUCGUGGGAAACCAGGCUGGGGCAAGGAAAGCUGCAAGCCCAUCUGGUGGCCUGAGGACAUUCCAUGGGCCAACGUUCGCAGUGAUGUCCGCACAGAGGAACAGAAGCAGCGGGUGUCAUGGACCCAAGCUCUGCGGACUAUCGUGAAGAACUGCUACAAGCAGCAUGGGCGUGAAGACCUGCUCUACGCGUUUGAGGAUCAGCAGACACAGCAGCAGACUACAACCACACAUAGUAUAGCGCACCUGGUGCCGUCACAGACAGUGGUACAAACCUUCAGUAACCCUGAUGGCACCGUGUCCCUCAUCCAGGUUGGCACUGGUGCUACAGUUGCCACGCUGGCCGAUGCCUCAGAGUUGCCUACCACAGUUACCGUCGCACAAGUCAAUUAUUCUGCAGUGACUGAUGGAGAGGGUCAGCUCUGGGCACAGGAGAAUGAAGCAGUUGCCUUGAACGUCAGACGGCUGGGGAUGGCUAAAGAGCUACGACGAGUGCCAGCUUUGCUUGUGCCCAAGUGCUGGAAAACCAGAUUGGCAGCUGCUGAAGAGUGUGUGAUAGCAGAUGUUGAGCAGAACUGGGCAACGCUACAGGGGGGUGAGAUGACUAUCCAGACGACGCAGGCAUCAGAGGCCACGCAGGCGGUGGCAUCAUUAGCAGAAGCAGCGGUGGCAGCAUCUCAGGAGAUGCAACAAGGAGCCACUGUUACCAUGGCACUCAACAGUGAAGCAGCUGCCCAUGCAGUAGCCACGCUUGCUGAAGCCACUCUUCAAGGUGGAGGACAAAUUGUCCUAUCUGGUGAAACUGCAGCAGCAGUAGGAGCGCUUACUGGAGUCCAAGAUGCCAAUGGCUUCCUAGCAGCAGACUAUUCAGGUUACAAGUGGAGCCUAGCAGAGAGUUCAUCAGGUCUCGUCCAGAUCCCUGUCAGCAUGUACCAGACCGUGGUGACCAGCCUGGCCCAAGGCAACGGCCCCGUUCAGGUGGCAAUGGCACCUGUUACCACGAGGAUAGCCGACAGUGCCGUCACCAUGGACGGGCAGGCAGUGGAAGUGGUGACCUUGGAACAGUGACGAUGCCCAGAGCAGGAUCGUGGUGAUUUUCCUCGUCUCUUACGCGAAUAAUUUUUUUACACCUCUCCAGAGAUGCAAUCAGGUGGCAUUGAGUCUCCCAGCUUUGGAAGCAAAGGUUUUGUUAACCUUUUUUUUUUUUUUAAAGGAAAAAAAAAAAGAAAAAAAAAUAA